GAAACGUCGAUUAUACCUUUGGCCCAACCCACAAUUCCAUCUCUCCACUUCUCGGAAAUUUCCGAAUUUCUCUUUCUAUUAGUCGUUUUUGACUUGGGAUCGAUCAUUUCGGUCCAUUUCCUUUUCCUAAGGCUGGAUUGUGAAUUUUUUGGGUGAAGGAGGGAGGGAUGGCAAGUGGAUUUGGUGGAUCAACAAGCAGGCCAUCCCAAGGGCCUUCUUGCUCAACCAAUAGCAAUAACAAUAACAACAACGGUGAUGCUGGUAGUUUUGAGUGCAACAUUUGCUUUGACUUAGCUCAAGACCCCAUUGUGACUUUAUGUGGCCAUCUUUUUUGUUGGCCUUGCCUUUACAAAUGGCUCCACAUUCACUCACGUUCCAAGGAUUGCCCGGUUUGCAAGGCCUUGAUCGAGGAGGACAAGUUGGUUCCUUUGUACGGCAGGGGAAAGUCAUCGACUGACCCGAGAUCAAAAUCGAUUCCUGAUGACAAUAUCCCCCACCGCCCAGCGGGGCAGAGACCGGAAACUGCUCCUCCCCCAGAGCCGAAUCACUUUCCCCAUCAUGGUUUCGGGUUCAUGGGAGGUUUGGGAGGGUUGGGAGGUUUUGCUCCGAUGGCAACCGCGAGGUUCGGGAAUUUCACUUUGUCCGCGGCUUUCGGCGGUCUAAUCCCGUCUUUGUUGAACCUUCAGUUGCAUGGUUUUCCCGACCCUGUGUAUGGUGGUGCUGCUGGCUUUCCUCAUGGAUUCUCAAAUUCAUUUCACGGUGGCAAUGUGCAUAGAUUUCAUCGCCACACGAGUCAAGGACAGCAAGAUUAUUUCCUCAAGAGGGUCCUUCUGUUUGUUUUAAUAUGCGUCCUUAUUGCUCUUUUGUGGCAGUAGAUUAAGAAUGCCACUACCACAGCUGGAACUGCUGACGGUUUCCUAGGCUUGUUGAAUGCGGCUUUCAUGUGUUCGUUAUUGUAUUGGGACAUGACAUCUCAUUCUCUUGACCAACACACACGGGGAUGGAAGAAAUGUACAUAUACAGCGUGUUGAUGAGUGAAAAAUUGUAUUUCUUACACUCAGGAGGCUAGAAGGAAUGCAAUAAUAUAGACGAGUGAUGUAGCAGCAAUACUGUGAGUCCUUUGCCAUUUUGAUUUUAUUUAUAUGGAUUGUCAUGAUUCUUACGGAACAGCUUGACGUGAAAUUCUUUCCCUUUUUUUUU
Messenger RNA from Morus notabilis, 1200 nucleotides. Its product is annotated as E3 ubiquitin-protein ligase RNF185. NCBI's taxonomy places the organism in Eukaryota, Viridiplantae, Streptophyta, Magnoliopsida, Rosales, Moraceae. The record is from RefSeq and is a predicted model, not a curated record. Gene Ontology annotation, biological process: ubiquitin-dependent protein catabolic process. Gene Ontology annotation, molecular function: metal ion binding; ubiquitin-like protein conjugating enzyme binding; ubiquitin protein ligase activity. The transcript is spliced from 3 exons. The coding region runs from base 168 to 875 and encodes 235 amino acids. Gene Ontology annotation, cellular component: endoplasmic reticulum.